Messenger RNA from Rotaria socialis, 1197 nucleotides. The record is from the annotation of a GenBank genome assembly. Lineage: Eukaryota; Metazoa; Rotifera; Eurotatoria; Philodinida; Philodinidae.
AUGUCAAACAAAGAGUAUCAAGUUUUGGAUAUCGUUAACACACUCGAUAAAGCUAACGCCAUAACAAAACAACAUCAAGUGUCAAAAUAUCGAACGUAUAAUUUAUCUAAUUCUACUACAUAUUAUUAUCGAUGUAGUCAAUAUCGGAAAUAUCCAUUAUGUCAAUACGAAAUACAAAUUUGUGUUCCAAGUACUAAUUCAACGCCGAUUAAUUUAACGUUUAAAAAUGCACGCUGUCAUGAAUAUCGUAAUACUACAAGUCGCUUAUCUUCUCCAAUACGUGCAUCAGUUGAAAAAUAUGUCAAAUAUAAUCUUACACAAAGUCAUACUAAAACUAUAUUAUCUAUGGAUUAUCCAAAUGUUUCAUUACCAACUAGUCAGUUGUCAAAUUUGAUCGCUUAUCAAUGGUGUAAUAAUCAUCAAUAUAAAGCUGAUGAUUUGCAUGCAACGUUUGUUCCUUAUUAUUCGAUUAAUAAUAUCCAUGAUAUUUUCGUUCUUUUUACUACUAAAAAAUUAAUAAGUCAAACACCAUUAACUACAUUAUUACAGGUCGACGCUACAUACAAACUUACUUGGAAUGAGCUGCCAUUGUUAGUAUUUGGUUCGUUGGAUGCAGAUCGGCAUUUUCACCCAUUUGCCAUUGCUUUAGUAUCUAAUGAUGAGGAUUCCAUCUGUUGUAAAGAUUUAUUUAAUCAACUUCAAUUAAUAUCAACACAAGAAAAUAAUCGUCCAUUUUACAUCAAUUUUAUUAUGGCUGAUGGUGCACCAGGAAUAAGAAAAGCUCAAAAGGAUCUUUUUCCUGGAGCAAAACGAUUAAUGUGCUGGGCACAUGUCAUUCGUAAAUGCCGUGAACAUCGUAAAUUAGUUCCAAAAGAUAAAUGGAACCAAAUUGAUCUUGAUAUACACGAUUUACAAUUAAGUUUUUCAGAUUCUUUAUUUCAAUGCGGUGCAUCAUUGUUAAUGAAAAAAUGGAGCAGUGAUACACUUAUUAAACAUUUUCAAGAAUAUUUUUACGAUCAAUGGAUUAUAAAACUACCAUUAUGGCGAGAAAAGUAUGAGGGUGCAGGAAUAAAUAUACCGUCAACGAAUAAUGGAUGCGAGUCAUUAAAUGGAAAAAUCAAACAACAGUAUACACUUCGAAAUAAAUUACACUUAUCAUCGUUUCUUCCAAAGAUUGAACAAAUGCUUCAUGACUGA